Molecule: messenger RNA, 1450 nt
Organism: Ricinus communis (castor bean)
Lineage: Eukaryota; Viridiplantae; Streptophyta; Magnoliopsida; Malpighiales; Euphorbiaceae
Exons: 10
Coding region: 187-1053 (288 amino acids)
Cellular component (GO): mitochondrion
Molecular function (GO): protein-containing complex binding
Source: RefSeq, a predicted model, not a curated record
UCUUCACAGUUUCGUUCUCAAGGUUGACAUCGAGCCACAUGUGUCGCAACCUGUCACCUCCGUUACGCGCCAUGUGUUCUUCCUUUGGGUGCCUCCUUGCGUGACUUUCCUAGUAUUAGAUGCUAAAGACACUACCGGAGAAGGGGAGUUCAAGUUGUUUAUCAGCAAAGGUUAAGGAAGCUAAUAAUGAGGACGCCAGCCUCGAGAUUGAUCCACUCAAAGCCAUCUCUCUCCGGACUACUAUAUGCAGUGGCUGCAUCUAGGAAUGGGAGAUAUCUAUCAACCGAUUCUAAUAAGGUAGAUGAACCAUUUAAAGUUGAGGAAGCGGAGACAGUAAAUGUACCUCCACCAGCAGCAGAGAAGUUGCUUGUAUUGGGUGGAAAUGGAUUUGUUGGCUCCCAUGUAUGCAAAGAAGCUCUGGACCGUGGAUUAAAAGUUGAUAGCCUUAGCAGAUCUGGUAGGUCAUCAGUACGUGAUUCUUGGGCCAACGCUGUGACCUGGCAUCAAGGAGAUCUUCUUUCACCCAAUUCAUGGAAGGAGGCAUUGAAUGGCGUUUCUGCUGUUAUUUCCUGUGUUGGUGGUUUUGGCUCGCACUCUCACAUGUAUAAGAUCAACGGAACUGCAAACAUCAAUGCAAUAAGAGCUGCUUCAGAAAAAGGUGUAAAAAGAUUUGUUUAUAUCUCUGCAGCUGACUUUGGCUUGGCUAAUUACUUACUGCAAGGAUAUUAUGAGGGAAAGAGAGCUGCUGAAACAGAGUUAUUGACCAAGUUUCCUUAUGGAGGAAUAAUUCUCAGGCCUGGGUUUAUCUAUGGGACUCGCAACGUUGGGAGCGUGAAGCUACCUCUAGGUGUAAUUGGUUCUCCUAUGGAGAUGCUUCUUCAACAUGCAAAACCACUGAAUCAGCUUCCACUGGUUGGACCCCUGUUCACUCCCCCUGUCAAUGUUAAUGCAGUGGCAAAGGUUGCAGUGAGGGCAGCAAGCGAUCCUGUUUUCCCUCCAGGCAUCAUAGACGUAUACGGAAUAUUACGAUAUACUCAGCCAAGGUCAAGAUGAGUUUUCUAGUUUGUUUUGCUCUCCUUGAUUCCACAUUAUAGAGAAAAAAGAAGCCGCAGAUGUCACAGCUUCGAGUUCUUCUUCACUGUUCAAUGGAAGUUGUUAGGAUUUUAGCUGUUAAGACUCCAUUGGGUUUAAAGAGAUUCGUUGGGAUUACAUCUCUCUGAUGAAACAAAAAUGCAAAUGCCAGAAUAAUAAGUCGAGCAUUUUGGAAAUUGCCCCAUAAUUACUGAGCACCAAAUGCAAUUUUUGCAUCAUAGUGGUGGUCUAGUCUGAAGGAAUCAAUAAUUAUUUGCUCUUUUGUCAAAACGACGUCUAGUUCACCUUGUAAUAUAUUUAUAUUCUAGAUGAAUUCUUAUAAUCCAGCUUAAUUAUUGAAGCUUCUUCGUUUUAGCAA